Molecule: messenger RNA, 1512 nt
Organism: Hydra vulgaris (swiftwater hydra)
Lineage: Eukaryota; Metazoa; Cnidaria; Hydrozoa; Anthoathecata; Hydridae
Source: RefSeq, a predicted model, not a curated record
AUGUCCUUAUUGGGCAUAUUGGGGAAACUUUUUGUUUUUUUGAAUAUUGGUAACACUUUUAGUAAAGUUUGCAUGAAAACAAAAAUUGAAAGUGAUUUUAAAGGCGAAUUUACAAUACCAGCCUUAUUUCCCUUAAGAUGUUCUUCAACAGAGCAUAUAGAUAUGAGAACUGUUGCAUGGAUUGAAGCUUUGAAAUAUACUGUUGAAGAAGAGAAUAAAAAGCAAAACAAGAGAUUAUUUGAUUAUGUCAUUUACGAUACUUAUGAUUCCACAAACUUUGACAAGACCUCGUUUGCUAUUCUAGACACAUUAAGGUUUAGCUCUAGCAAUAAAAAUAAAAGCUGUGCAUGCAACGACUUCGUUCAACAAAACAAAAUAUUAGGGUUUAUUGGUCCAUCAGAAUCAGCAAAUUGUUUAUACGCACUUGCACUAACACUACCUUAUACUAACUUUCCGAUCAUCAGCUAUUCCGCAACAAGCAUGGAUUUAGAUAACAGAGUUUUAUAUCCAAAUUUUUUUCGUACGGUUCCCCCUGAUAACUAUCAAGUAUUAUUUAUCAAAGACAUUUUAAAAAACUUUCAUUGGACAUUUGUUGCCGUGAUAGCGAUUGAUACCUCGUACGGCAGAGCAGGAAUUGAACAACUUAUUAAAGUGAUUGAAAAUGAUACGUCCGAAGAAAAAGUUUGCUUAGCUUUUACGGCAUUACUACCGCAAGUUUAUGAUCAAAGUAAAUAUUCAAAUGUAGUAGAAAAGUUAAUUAAAGAAAGCGCAACCAAAGUUAUUGUCGUUAUUGGAACAUUUAAUCUCGUACAAAAUUUAUUAAUCGAAUCGGAUAGUAAAAAUUUAUCAAAGCGAAUAUAUCUUUUAAGUGAAGCUACUGGUAAAAAUAAUUGGUUUUUUAAGUACAGCAACAUAUUUCAAAAUAUUUUUCUAUUUAUUGUUCAGACUGAGGGGGAAGAUAAUUCAUUUAAAAAAUACUUUUUUGGUUUAACUUAUCAAAAUGCAAGUCCAUGGUUAAAAGCAGUUUUUGAAAAACAUGGAGCAACUGAGAGUUCAAAUACAACAAAUGACAUAUCACAAGUUUUUGAUCUUAGCCUGGUUUCAUUUGUUCAAAAUUCAGUUAAAGUUUUAAUUGAAGCAUUUUAUUUAUAUCAAAAGUUGUAUUUCCCUAAUCAGAUUAAAGAAAUUUACAAUAGAACCUCGUUUAUCGAACAAAUCAAAAAUAAAGUGAGACGUUUGAGUAAUUGUGAACAACAGUUGUGCAUUGUGCAUGGCAUUCAACUGGGUGUUCAAGAAAUUUUGUACAAAAUACCGUCAGCUUGUGCAAAAAGAAGCUUGAAAGUUAUCUGCAAUUGCAACAAUAUCAGUGAAAGUGAUGAGGAUAUUAGCACUGACGAUGACACAAACAAAAGCAAUGACAAUAAAGAAGACUUUUCCGGCGGGUUUCAAGUUGUAAUGAGUGAAAAAUAUGAUCCUAUUGAACUGAUUGUGAUCUGCAGCCGUUAUCACUAA